GAAAUGCAACACUCGUUGCAUCUCCUGCUCCUCCUGCUGUCCUGCUAAAUGCAGCAGCAAACUUUUAAAUUGCUGCAGCCAGCCUAGCAGCAGCUUGGUUUGUUGCAGUCCCCAGUCUGACAAUUGCUGCAGCCAAGUUUUCCGUCGCCUGGGCUUGAGCCAAAAUUGCGUCUGCAUUUUAGCCUGCGAACACCGCUUAGCCAGGCUUUGCCCCGUCGCGGGUGCGGUUGCAGUCACCGGGAUGGCUCUCCAAAUAGUCUAGCAGCGAUGAAAUCUGCUCCACUACUGCCAUUUUCGCAGUCCCUUAUAAUAUUCACACUUCACAGAUUUAAAUAUUCUGUCUACCUAGUGUGCGUCCACAGUGAAUGCGCGGUGACUAGGGCCUGUGGCGGGUGCGACGGCGGGGGCGUUGCGGUGGCCACAGUGACGUGCGAGCUGUUGUAGCGAUCAGACGUAUUUCAGGUGUUGCAAACCAUGGACGAGGAUUUGGUAUUUUUACUAGAGAGUCCGAUCUUGAGAUGGGAAGUAUUGAACACAAGAGAUGGUGUACACGAAAUAAAUAAAAACAGAGAAUUAAAUGGGGAAUUUUUUAAUUUGUUCGAAAAAUUGAGAUUGUACCCCACAAAAUUCUUCGAGUACACUCGAAUGUCAAUCUCAACAUUUGACUACAUCUUGAGUAAAAUAGCACCUAAAAUCACGAAAGAAGAUACAAACUUUCGCAAAAGUAUUAGUCCUGCGGAGAAAUUGUUUUUAACUCUAAGGUUUUUGUCAACAGGAACAGGGUUUAGAGCAUUGGCUUAUAGUUUUCGCAUGGGAAAAAGCACCAUUGCGUCCAUCGUUCACGAAACUUGCCGUGUUUUAUGGACUGAGUUAGUUCCUCUACAUAUGCCGAUACCAACAGAACAACGUCUGAAAACUAUCGCCGAAGAUUUUGAAGCCACCUGGAACUUCCCACACUGCAUUGGAGCAAUUGAUGGGAAACAUUGCGAAAUAAAAAAACCACCAAAAUCAGGUUCAGCACAUUGGUGCUAUAAAAAAAGAAUUAUAUAUUCUUUGCUUCAUUAUUCAUAUAUGAUUUUAUACACUGUAGUUUCCCUAUUUACUCGGUAA
This is a messenger RNA of Maniola jurtina (meadow brown), 1110 nucleotides long. RefSeq names its product protein ANTAGONIST OF LIKE HETEROCHROMATIN PROTEIN 1-like. The record is from RefSeq and is a predicted model, not a curated record. Lineage: Eukaryota; Metazoa; Arthropoda; Insecta; Lepidoptera; Nymphalidae. Bases 475 to 1110 code for a protein of 211 amino acids. The transcript is spliced from 2 exons.